Exophiala mesophila is the source of this 2601-nucleotide messenger RNA. RefSeq lists its product as uncharacterized. The transcript is spliced from 8 exons. Lineage: Eukaryota; Fungi; Ascomycota; Eurotiomycetes; Chaetothyriales; Herpotrichiellaceae. Gene Ontology annotation, cellular component: cytoplasm. The coding region runs from base 118 to 2247 and encodes 709 amino acids. The record is from RefSeq and is a predicted model, not a curated record.
CAUGACUUGUCUUUGUGUCCCAUCUCAGUCAUGGUCAGCUACUGCAAGGCCUCGCUUGAUUCAUUGAUAGCUCCCAUCAGUCAAGGUGUUGUGUAGGACGGCAUCAACUUCACCAUCAUGGCCGCUCUAGCUCUCAGCACUCCGCAAGUGGCUGUCGUCGACUUCCAUCAUGCUCGAGGCCCCGAAAUUGAAUUCUGGGUCGACUCGCUGGGUCAGGAGCUCGCCCAGAAAAAUGAUUGGUCCUUGUUGCCCUUUAUGGCCCUUUCUGACGGUGCCCACACCAUGGUGGAGGAUUUUUCAUACUUUGCCUUGUUGAGCAAGAAUGACGACGACACUGACCAUGGCAACCGCGACGACGCUAUCCGGGCGGCGGACGCUCCUUCCCAGUCACCAUCUUCUGACAACCCGCAGCCUCAAACCACUGCAUCUCCAUCUUCCGAUUCCUCCUCAGCAACCAGUCUAUUCGGCAUCGCCUGUACCCGUCAGAUUCGAUCCGAUCAGCUCAAACGUCGCUCGUCAGAUGUCACCAGGAGCACCGUGCAGAAGGCCGUUGUGGUCAUUUCCCCCACUGCCAGAGGUAUGGGGGAAUUGAGACAGAGAGUCGGUGCCGUUACCGCUGCAUGGUUUGCUCAGCAGGACUUCUCCGACAUCACCAUUCUCAAGGAAUUCCAAGAAAGUCUUGACCGAGCGCCCACCGUCCACGAAGAUGGCCAGGAUCAUCACUUCGGCCUAUCCCUCCGUGAAAUGAUUCAUGAGUUCAGACAUCAAACCCUCGCUCUUGUCAAGUGUAUGCUGUUACAGCGCAAGAUGCUCUUCUUUGGCUCCAAAUGCGAACGACUUUGCAUGAUGCAAUUUGCCCUCAUCUCCCUCAUCCCAGGUCUAAUACGCAAUUUGCAAGAUUCGGCGGACCCCAGUCUAGAUUCCUACGCUCAGAAGGCCGAAAAGGUUACAACUCUUAAGACCAGUCGGAGAAGCUCCCUUCUUUCUUAUAUGGGAUUGCCAUUGCAGAUAUUCGGCAAGGGCUCAUUCUUCGGCCCUUACACCCCUCUGCAACAACUCGAUAUCCUUGCCGACUAUGAUACCAAAUCCUACGUCGUUGGCUCAACCAAUAGUCUCCUCCUGCAACAAAAAGAACGCUAUUCUGACAUUCUCAUCAACCUAGAUGAGUCCAACAGCAUCAACGUAACAUCACCCUCUCUGCGUGCCGCGUUGGCCCUGUCCGCCGCCGACCGCCGCUGGAUCGACCUGUUGACCCAGACCGUCCUCGACACUUGGGACCCUCAGAAUCCAUCCCGUCCCAAAAACCACGGCUAUGCCGGCUCUGAAGAUGCCAUCCGCCUGCAGUUCGAAGAAUACAUCCUCUCCCUUCUCUCCAGCGCGGCAUAUCAAACCUAUCACGAUACCCUCCAAGACAACAACAUAUCCUCUGCUGUCGCCAACGUUGAUACAUACCCCAACCCCGAGAACACAGCGGCCGACUUCAACCCGGAAUUCCUCGCCAUGUGGCGCACCACCAACAACUUUGCUCUCUUCCGCCGCCUCACCGAUCAAAACCGCAUCUUUGACAUCAUCGAGCCCCGCCACCCUACCGCCGGCGCUUUCAACGUAGAGGAUGUCCAGAGAAGGUUCCAACAGGGUGUUGCAGAACUUCACCUCGACGAACGGGUCCGAGAAAGUCGAGAGCAGCUGGGUAAGACGUUCGCCAGUGGAAGGGAGAAGGUCGGUGCCGGCGUGGCCAGGUUCUGGGCGGAGGUCGAAAAGGCUAAAGAACAGAGAGCUCUCGCCCGACAGGUCGCUGAGCAGGAGCGGACUGACAAGGCAAGUCGCACCACGAGCGCGAGAGCCAGCGUCGACCAGACAGUACAAGACGAACAGGGCUCGGCCACUGAGUCCCUGCAGAUCACCGACCGCACCUCCACCACAGGCUCACCGCUCUCCCCGGCCGCCUCCAACACCACACUUGACGCUACCCGUAACGAAGGCAAUACAGCAGAUAUUGACAAUAGCAACCAAUCUGCACCAACACAAGGCUGGUCCAUCCGCAAACCCACAUUCCAAAAGCCAGCUGUCGACACUGCGCAGCUUCACGCAUCGGCCCGUGAGAACGCGGCCAAAGCCGGUGCGUAUUUCAGUUCGUGGGGCACGUGGGCGCGAGAAAAGGUUGCCAAUCAAAACCAGACCACCAACACCAACACUAGCACCAGCACUGGACAGAAGCCCGGCGAGGGAAUGGAUGGCAGUGCCUAGAAAUCUUGUCAAGUGUAAAUGAAGAGUAAGACGAGCUCAGGGAAAUGGUGAAAAUGAGCAUGAUGUGGCUUGCUUGGGACGGUUGGAGGGCUUGACCAUAGCACAGGUGCAAGGUGCAUUGCAAUGAUUGCAUGGUUUCGGGGUUGAGUAAAAGACUGUACCGAAGAAGCGGGAAACAAGGACUGCUCGGUGGUCUUUCAGACCUGUGCCGGUUAGAUUCCCCCUAUUGUUCCUCGAGGUCUUGUGUCACGCGAGACAGCGCCGGGUGUUUAACAUAAGAAUUGAUGAGAUGACUCUAGACACGACAACGACAAUGACGACUUCAACGAACGUGGCAAUGCCUAUGAUUUAGAA